Suillus discolor is the source of this 1458-nucleotide messenger RNA. RefSeq names its product translation initiation factor eIF 4e-like domain-containing protein. The coding region runs from base 86 to 1123 and encodes 345 amino acids. The transcript is spliced from 13 exons. The record is from RefSeq and is a predicted model, not a curated record. NCBI's taxonomy places the organism in Eukaryota, Fungi, Basidiomycota, Agaricomycetes, Boletales, Suillaceae.
GUUUCGAGUCCCUGACUUUUUUCUAUAGGUUCAACCUAAAUCGUUGUUGCGUUGAUCCUUCGAGCUUGCAUUUAUCGGUUCCAAUAUGGGGAAAGAAUCGGACGAUGCAGUCCCUCAAGAAUACCCAUAUUUCUGGUCCAAGGGGUCAAGCAUAGCGUUACCAGACUUUCUAACGAAGUAUAAACCGUCCAUGGUCCAGAACGACGGCACCAAGCCAUGGAUAUGGGUCGAAGGAACCAAACGAAACCCAAAUACAUCUGAAUCUAAUGCAGCUGCUGCUAUCAGUGAAGCUGCAGCAUUGCUGAAGGAGGUGUCACAGAGAGUGGAAGAGAUCAAGAAUGAUGAUUCUAUCCCCAUGCGCUCUAACAAAAAGACAGGAGCAAAGAGCAAAAAGGAAGUCCGUGAGAAGGUACAAGCAGACGCUACCGAGAAACUGAAAGAUAUAUCUAUUAAGCACAACUACGUUUGUGGAAAAUGGUUAAUAUUCGCACCCGCAGAUAAAGUAGACUUAAUAUGGUCCAAGAUCGCUACAUCGCUUGUGUCUGGAGCCCUUGCUUCAACUUGUGCAUUUCUGACGAAAGUGGCAACAUCACCGGCAAAUGAGACUCCACAUCAUCAACACGUCAUCUGUCUCUAUAUCCCAGAUGUCUACGACAAAGAAGCUGUCACAGAUGUCAUGAAAGUACUGUUGAGAAACCACGGUGUCAAUCUCAGUGGCGUAAAAUCGGAUUUAUACACAGGAGCAGGACUCGAUAGCAAACACUCAAGCGGAAUUCCAUCAACUGUGUGGAAAAACACCACUCUGCUCGCAGAUUCUGAGAUAAAGGACCUCAAAGAUAUCUAUUUCUCAGAGCUGAAUGUUGCUUCGACCUCUAUAGCAAAACCUGACGAAAAGAAAGACCAGCCUUCCACCACUACAAAGAAAAAGCCUGUUCCCAAGAAGAAAAUCCAAGAGGAUGAUCCUUUUGCAUCUGAGGACGAGGCUGAUGCUCAAGAAGCGGAACGGAAACAAAAGGUGCAAGCGAAGGGGAAAUCAGGAAAGAGACCCCAAACAAGCGAUAUGGAUGAGAACGCAGACGAGAGUGUCGAACCGAAAACAAAGAAGAAAAAGAGUACACGGUGACCACCUCACUCAUUACAUUGUCAUUUUUAUUUUUGUAAUCCCAUGUUGGCUCGCCUUGUGUAUAUUAUUCUCUGCUUCCUUUGUUUUUCGAACCAGUUCUAACCGCGGCCUAUCGUCGCAUGCAUCAUGUGUCAGCCCACGAGUAUUUCCGUCGCAGUUUCCCGUGACGACAAUCAGGGUGCGCCCUCAAAACUGUGCUGUACCUUUCCUGUGUUAACUCUGCACGUGUGUGGCGUAGAUACGGCGCCAUUCACCAUGCAGCAAGAACUGCGAUCAGACCCUCAAACUUUGUUCCAACAAGAGUCGUGGUAAACGGACACCCCUUGGUAGCGCUU